Messenger RNA from Verticillium alfalfae VaMs.102, 1740 nucleotides. RefSeq names its product HET domain-containing protein. NCBI's taxonomy places the organism in Eukaryota, Fungi, Ascomycota, Sordariomycetes, Glomerellales, Plectosphaerellaceae. The transcript is spliced from 2 exons. The record is from RefSeq and is a predicted model, not a curated record. Bases 1 to 1740 code for a protein of 579 amino acids.
AUGCGGCUCAUCAACACAACAACCUUUGAAUUCAAGGAAUUUUUCAGCGGAAUCCCACCCUACGCCAUUCUUUCCCACACCUGGGGCACGGAAGAUGGCAGCGAAGUCACGUUCAGGCAGUGGCUUGAGCGCAACGCGAGUCCCAUCACCUCCGCAGGCCUUGCCAAGAUCCUGAAGAGCUGCGAGAUUGCCGCCGCCGAAGGCCUCCAGUACGUCUGGGUCGACACGUGCUGCAUCGACAAAUCCAGUAGCGCCGAGCUCACGGAGGCCAUUAACUCCAUGUUCAUGUGGUAUCAUCGCGCCCACGUCUGCUACGUGUACCUCGAAGACUUACCAUCCUUUCCCGCGGGAUACGACGGCCAGAUUGACGCGUGGAAACCUGACAACGCCUGGCGCACCAUCGGGACCAAGCUACGACUCAGACGUCAGCUGGAAGAGAUCACCAGCAUCAACUCCCGUGUUCUGGACGGUCGCACACCGCCUGGGGUCAUUUGCGUUGCGGAGAAGAUGUCGUGGGCAGCCCGCCGAACGACGACGCGUAAGGAGGACAUGGCCUACUGUCUUCUCGGGCUCUUCGGCGUCAACAUGCCGCUCCUGUACGGCGAGGAAGACAACGCGUUUCUGCGGUUGCAAGAGCAUAUUAUCCAAAAGACGAAUGAUCUCAGCAUUUUCACUUGGUCUCCUUCGUGCCCGGUCGCUCGUCGCGAGGUCGACGUCGCGCGGGGCUGUCUUGCCGAGAGCCCCGCGGACUUUGCUUCCUGCAACUCCAUGUCAAGGAGGGACACGUUUGGGAUGAUGGAGCCCGAGUUUGUCAUGACCAACAAGGGUAUCCGGCUCGAGACGUCCAGAGACUUGGUCUACACAACAGUCUCGCCCGUGGGUGGCGAAAGCCGUACAUCGUACAUCUUGCGUCUAGGCUGCUACUCUGGCCUGCAGAACGCCGUCGAGAUUGUGGUUCCGCUGCAGAAAUGGGGCCGCGACAUCUUCGCCAGAGAUCCGUCUCGUCCCAACACGUUCAAUAAAGUCGACUAUGUGGAGAAGCCUGCCUUUGAAAAAAGACAGACCAUCUACCUGAUUGUAUCCUUGCCAGCCUUUACCUCCAUACGCCAGAGCCACACCCUCCUUCCAUUGUUCCAACGAGCUGCCUCCUGCAUGGCAGUGCUGCACAUCGAUCCCAUCGCGUGCCCAGGCGUCAUGGCGUACGUCUACAACAGGUGGCCCUCUAAUCACUUUGACGCCGAGCGGAAUCUUUUCAUGGCGCCCGUGGGCAUGCUCGGAAAGCAGUGGACGGCGUGCCGUUUUCAUGUGUCGCCCGCAGACUUCAGCGACGCUGGAUCGCUGGGUGAUGAGUACGUCAGGCUUCCCGCGGUGUUCUAUCUCGUGGUUAUCUGGAGCAUUCGGUCUUCGCCUACAAACGAGGCUACAAACGAGGAGGACUUUUCCUACCUUCUCCUCGAGCGUCCAGCGUGGGAACAAGAUUUCGAGACCGAUGCCAUUUCUGAACUCCUGACCGAAGUGGCAGACAAUUUCAAAAGCUCAUACAACUUGCAGAAGGCCCUCGCCAUACACACUGACGCAGGAAGAGACUGGAAUAGGUCAUUAACUAUCGUGAGAACCGUCGGCAGACGAAAGCAGCAUUUAUCAAUCGAUUGUACCAGGCGAGUCGAAUACGACUCUAGGGUCUGUCUAGGGCCCAUUUGGCGUGUAAGCAUCAACUUUGAAGCAGAGGAAGCUUACUAG